UCGUAGAAGAAGAAUUGAACAGUUCCCGGUUGUUGAGCCGCUCUGUGACAGUGUUGGUGGAUUACAAAAUCACAAUUUAUUCAACCCAUUACCACUUUCAUUUGCUUUUAGAAUUUUUUUUUUUUUUUUUUUAGCGUGGAUGUAACUAUUGAUGACGCUGCUGUUCAUUAGGAAUCAUCGCUGCAAAGACCUGUCAGGAUGGCAGCAGAUUCUGAGGUGACAGAGGACAUUGUGUUCAGAGGUGUGGAGUUUGCUGUGAAAAUCGAAGUGGAGAAAAGUUUGCUGAUAGUCGAAAUAUCCGACUCUGUAACAGCAGAUCAGUGGAGGGGAGAGUUUGAUCCACCGUACAUUGAAGACCUCACUCGUAAAACUGGAAACUUCAAGCAGUUUCCCAUUUUUUGUAGCAUGUUGGAAUCAGCUGUUAGAAAGACAAGUGAUUCUGUUACACUUGACCUGUUGACCUAUGCUGACCUGGAGUUGCUACGCAACAGAAAAGUAGGUGUGGUUAGUCGUCCUCGCAGCCAUCAGCAGCCAUCUGCUCUCACUGCCAAGAGAUAUCUUAUCCUCAUAUACUGUGGAGUUCGACAGGUUGGUUUUAUCUUCUUAAACAGCACGUUAUUGUUUCUCUGAUUUAGUUCUGUGAUUAGAGAUGGAAAUGGAUAAGGUUGUAUUGA
Thalassophryne amazonica is the source of this 674-nucleotide messenger RNA. Its product is annotated as coiled-coil domain-containing protein 61-like. Gene Ontology annotation, cellular component: centrosome. The coding region runs from base 199 to 630 and encodes 143 amino acids. Lineage: Eukaryota; Metazoa; Chordata; Actinopteri; Batrachoidiformes; Batrachoididae. The transcript has 4 exons. The record is from RefSeq and is a predicted model, not a curated record.